This is a messenger RNA of Linum trigynum, 4991 nucleotides long. NCBI's taxonomy places the organism in Eukaryota, Viridiplantae, Streptophyta, Magnoliopsida, Malpighiales, Linaceae. The record is from the annotation of a GenBank genome assembly.
CUGGUUUUAUAUUCGUUUAAGAUAAUAUUAAGAACGAGACAUAAUGCUAUUUUAUAGGGAGAAAAAAUAAUUUCAUCGAUCCUAUCAAUUUUCGUAUUAUUAUGUUUGGCAUUUUGAAUGUAGCAUAAUGAAAAAACUUUACCAUCAACUUCGAUAUCAUUUUAAUGACUCAUGGUUGAAUUUAUAUCUUAUAUUAACAUGUUUGCAUAUCUAUUUAGCAAGAGCGUAUGAUGGAGGCCUGGUACAUAAAGAGAACAACACUACACCUACUGGGAGACCCAUGCAUAGGAAUUGGUUAUUCUGUCUACAACUCUUCAUGCUAGAUCUAUAUGCGGUAUAAUUAUAGGAGAGGAUUACCAACUCGUAAAGAUUUUCAAGGUCGGUAUAGCAGGUGAAAUCAAUAAAAGAAUUGAGAUGUUGUGAGACUGUGAGUUUUGCACGAUCUCGAAGUGGUAGGGUGUUGAGGUUCAAAGCAAUAGCUCUAUAGAUAGACUUUGGUGACUCUCUCCUUGAUCAACAUUCUGAUUAGUCAAAUCUAAAUUACAUUACAUUGCUUUGUAAUUUGCUAUGUUAUAAUUAAAAUGUUUGUCUUGUUCAUAUAAUUUCAGAGAUAUGUUUGAGAAUUUUUACCCAUCAAAUUACAAGACUUUUUUAGGCACAUAUUAUUCAUUUUAUAAACUCCAGCUUAGCUUUAACUCAUUGAAUUAUGUAUUUCAGUAUUACAUUAUUUCCACUCCAAAUCUGGAUUGAUUUAUAAUACAUAUUUAGAGCGCUAUUUUACAACCUAUUUCUACCAAAAAACCAAACCUUCUCCCCUUCCCUCUCUUCCUCACAUCUCCUUCCCCUCUUCUCUCUCUCUCUCUCUCUCUCUCUCUCUGUCUGGUAAAUACCAAAUCGCAAUUCCAUUUUAGCUCAUAUAAAUACAAAUCCCAAUUGAAAUCCAGAACACUGUCAGUAAAUUUAUAACAAAGAAGAGAGAAAGGGAAGAAGGAAGGGAAAAAAGGGGAAGAAAGAAAAGAGAAAGAGAACCAAAAAGGGGAGAGAGCCUUAGCUGCUCACACCCUCUUCUUAUUCUGUUGUUGUUGUUGUUGUGAGGCCUUCAGAUCUUGAGAUUCUCUCUCAACUCUCCCCCUCAUCUGGGUUCUCUUUCUCUUUGAUCAAUCAAUCAGUUCUUUUCUUUGUUCUUCUGGGUUCUUCUUCCCCACACAGGAAGAAAGGGGAAACAUUAAGGAAAAGAGGAGAGAAAAAACUGAAAAGCCUGCUCCUUUUUGGGUAAUUGCUAUCUGCGUUUUUGGAUCUUAUUAGUUAUUACACAUUUCUUCGUCGAAGCUUUUGUCUUCCCUUCAUUUGGAUUACUGGGUGGCGAUCGGUUUCCUUUUGGCCUCAUCAUACUUUUCGAUCAAUCAGUUAAGAGUUCGUAAAGCCUUUCUGGAUUGAAUCCAAGAGUACCCACUUGAGAUAGAGAGACAUCCCUGUAUAUAAACAUCUGAGUGAGCUUUUUUUUCUGCUUGACAUCUGCGGCAAGGUAUUAUUCAUUUCUAGCAGCAUUUUGAUGUUUCUUCGUAGGUGGAUUGCUGGGGAUUUUUGGAUUGUUCAUGGUUAUAUGGAAUUGUGUGUUUUGGUUAACAGAUCCCGCUGUUUGAUUAUCAUCAGAAUUGCUGAAUUGAGAAACGAUUGGUUUUUGCAGGAUUUGGAAAUGGAUCUCGGAAAGCUGUUCAUUGGUGGGAUUUCAUGGGACACCAAUGAAGACCGUCUGAGAGAGUAUUUCCAGGUAUUUGGGGACGUUUUGGAAGCUGUGAUUAUGAAGGAUCGGUCCACCGGUAGAGCCCGUGGCUUCGGCUUUGUUGUCUUUGCCGACCCUGCUGUUGCUGAACGAGUUGUGAUGCAGAAGCACCUCAUAGAUGGUCGAAAUGUUGAGGCGAAGAAAGCUGUGCCUAGGGAUGAUCAGAACAUUCUGAACCGAACCAGCAACAACAGCAGCCUUCAUGGAUCGCCUGGUCCAGCUCGGACCAAGAAAAUAUUCGUAGGAGGUUUAGCAUCGACAGUGACAGAGACUGACUUCAAGAAUUACUUUGAUCAGUUUGGAACAAUCACUGAUGUUGUUGUCAUGUACGACCACAACACUCAAAGGCCAAGAGGUUUUGGGUUCAUCACCUUCGACUCAGAAGAAGCUGUGGAUAAAGUGCUGUACAAGACAUUCCAUGAACUCAAUGGCAAAAUGGUUGAGGUGAAACGGGCAGUUCCAAAGGAACUAUCCACAUCUGGUCCGACCAGGUCAAACCAGUUUGCUGGAUAUAACUACGGAAUUACCAGAGUCAAUAGCUUCCUCAAUAGCUACUCUCCUCAGGCACACAAUCCAACUUCUCUUAGAAUGGAUGGUAGGUUCAUGCCGGUCACUGCAAGUCGAAGCAGCUUUUCUCCAUUCAAUAGCGGGUAUGGAUCAGGUCUAAAUUUCGAGCAAGGUCUGAGUCCAAGUUACGGUGGCAACUCAAACCUUGGGUCAAACAUUGGGUUCGGCCGGUUGAGUCCUUCAUACAGUGGCAAUUCGAACAGGUACUGGAGCCCCAUUGGCUAUGGAGGUGGAAAUAAUUCGGGCUUGAAUCCUGUUUCUCGUACUUUGUGGAGCAAUGAUAGCAUUUCUCAAAAUGCAAACUCAAACGGUAGUGGCUGGAACUCGGGACUCAGUUCCUUUUCUGGAGCUCUUUGGGAUUCCUCAGUGAAUGCAGGGCCCGGUGGCGGUUUGGGCCCCGCGUAUAACAAUGUUGGUGGAGGAGAGUUUAGUAUUGGACCAGGAGGAGGAUAUGGGAGAAACAGUGGGGCCGGUUUUGCACCUGUGGCAUCGCGUGCUGCUGCUGCAAAUGGAGGUUAUGAUAGGACGGCUUAUGCUGACAUUUAUGAUAAUAGUUCGCUCUAUGGAGAUUCUUCCUGGAGAUCCUCAACUUCCGAGUUGUUUGAUUCCGGAAUUGGAAAUGCAGCUUCGGAUGUUAUUACCAAGAAUACUGCAGCUUAUGCUGGUGGUUAUGGCAUUGCUGAUAGACAGUCAGAUAGAGGAAUUGCUGCUUAGGAUGAAAACAAAGAUUGCUACUGUUGGUGAAAGAGUACAUCAUCAACAUUUGAAGUAAAUGUGGUACAUUACAUGUUUCUUGGACCUGAAGUUUACUUUCUUACCUUUUUUCCCUUACCCCCCUUUGAUGUUUAUGUGAGGAGGAACUUGAGAUUAGUGCUAAUCAAUUUAUCGACGAUAUGGUUAGAGAGCAGAGCAGGAGAGAACAAUUCAGUCAGGAGGAAUUUCUUGUGUAAGGUUUGAGCUUUGAGGAGGAGUUUUUUUUCUUUCUUCUUUUCUUGUUUUGUUAUCGUCUUCUUUUACUAUAUAUAGUGGUUUUAAUUUCCUUUUCUCCUUCCCAACUUGGGAAUAUCUGGAACUUUUAAGAUGUAAAAUCAGGAGUUUGUGGUUAUACAUCAGAGAUACUGUAUCAGUGUUGACAGAGAUACAGAAGGCCACCCAAAAAAAAAAAAAAAAAAAAAGAUAUGAACAUGAAGAACAGUGUUUUGUUUGGGUGUUUUUUUUUUCUCCAUUUUUUUCUCUUUUAAUUAUUUUCUUUGGGUAUUGGGUUCUUCAAGUUCAUCAUGUGGCAGCAGAAAAACUGUUUAGUCCUUGUCAAGUGCGGAUUGGGAUUCUUAAUUAGGGUUUGUACAAGUUGAUUGGUUUUCACUAGUUAAGAGGGAUAGUUACUACUUUCCAUUCCCUCUUCUGGAAAUAAUAAUUUUUACAGAAUACUGAUUUAUGUCCAUCUCUCCAUUAUUUUUUGUUGGGGAUAAUAUUUACUAAUUAAGCAUUUUCUUUCGAGUUCGAAUUCAAAGCAUGGUGCAUGAAACCAUACCGACGGUUCAACCACGAAAUACUAGUAUCGGAGGCUAAAACGGUUGGCGAUAUUAACGGUACUAACGGUUGAAUUACGGUUAAACCACAAGUUAACCAUAAAAUAUCCUACCGCUGACUUUCCUGGUACGGUCUCCGAUACGGUUUUAUGGACCAUGAUUCAAAGUGGGAUGGAUGUAUUUUGAUUUCAAUGAUUCGGUGUAGCCCUACCUAAUAAAAGUUUAGAAUCUUUAUUGUCAAGGAAAUAAAAGGUGAGAAGUGAUGGUACUUUGGAAGCCCUACCUAAUAAAUGUUUAGAAACUAUUUUUGGUAAGGAAAUCUUAUUGUAGUACUUUAGCCUCAACAUAAGAGUGGUUUGUAAGUUUUGAUUCUAGAAAAUGUGUAUAUUUGACAAGGUUAGUUCUAGGAAUUGUUUGAUUAUAGAAUUGAAGAAAUGAUGUACACUCAAGAACAAAAUAUAUGUGUCAACUCACCUAGAUAGUAAGAAAGGCUACGCAUAAUUAGCUUAUAAUUUUCCUUUGCACGAGAUUUUAAUAAAGACCUACUACUCAACCAAACUUCGAUCUAUACUUCUUGACACCACCCUAGUUAUUUUUAUCCCCUACUCAAUAACUACUUAGAGAAUGAACAUUUCUACUAUUUAUUAGGGUGAAGUCAGAUUAAUAAUCUAUACUAAAAACUUGAUAUCGAUAAAUAAACGGACUAUUGUGUUAGUUACUCCAAUUAUUAUUAACAAAUUCGUUAAGAGUCAAACCCACUAAUUUGAUUGCUAAUGAUCCUGGAAUUUUAGAGAUUAUUUUUGUAACAAUUGACCCAGAAAUAACGAAAACACGGAUGCAUUUUCACAUGGGAUCUUUUUGGUUGAUUAUUUUUGUGAUUCUGUGGUGCAAUUGAAACGUGCUUUAUAUAUAGUUCAUAUUUUGACCACAUUUUCUUCUUGGUUUCCUAUGGAAUUGGAUAGCUCCUUGAAUAAGAUCAAAGUGUGUGGCCAACCCCACCUACCUAAUAUCCUUCACGUAUUCAUUCAGAAUUGCAUGAAUGGUCACUUUACUCUGGGAAUACUAAUGAUAAAAUUUGAAACAACUAACUAUAAUAAUUUCGGCUGGAUUGU